Messenger RNA from Perca flavescens (yellow perch), 2804 nucleotides. RefSeq names its product glutamate receptor ionotropic, kainate 5. The transcript is spliced from 19 exons. The record is from RefSeq and is a predicted model, not a curated record. Gene Ontology annotation, biological process: monoatomic ion transport. Gene Ontology annotation, molecular function: ligand-gated monoatomic ion channel activity; signaling receptor activity. Bases 45 to 2702 code for a protein of 885 amino acids. Gene Ontology annotation, cellular component: membrane. Lineage: Eukaryota; Metazoa; Chordata; Actinopteri; Perciformes; Percidae.
GUACAGGCAGCCAGCAGACCAUUCUCCAUGAGGAGCAGUGGAAGAUGCCGGCUCUGCCAGCACUGCUGCUGUCGAUUUACGUCGCCGUCCUGCUGCUGACCAUGGCACCGCUCUCCUUCAGCCAGGCCCUCUCUGCCGUCCGCAUGGCGGCCAUUUUGGAUGACCAGUCAGCGUGUGGUCGUGGCGAGCGUCUGGCGCUGGCUCUGGCGAGGGAGAACAUCAACAAUCUGAUGGAGGGCUCCUCCCAGGCGAGGGUGGAGGUGGACGUCUACGAGCUGCAGACGGACUCCCAGUACGACACCACUGACACCAUGUGUCAAAUCCUGACGAAGGGCGUGGUCUCAGUGAUUGGUCCCGCCUCCAGCCCCGCCUCUGGGUCCACCAUCAGUCACAUCUGUGGGGAGAAAGAGAUCCCUCACGUGAAGAUCGGUCCGGAGGAAACCCCGAAGCUGCCGUACCUUCGCUUCGCCUCGGUGACCCUGUACCCGAGUAACGAGGACCUGAGCCUGGCCAUCGGCUCCAUCCUGCGCUCCUUCGGCUACCCGAUGGCCAGCCUCGUCUGCGCCAAGGCAGAGUGCCUGCUGCGAUUGGAGGAGCUGGUCCACCGCUUCCUGAUCUCCAGGGAGACACUAUCGGUGCGGAUGCUGGACGACAGCCUGGACCCCACCCCGCUGCUGAAGGAGAUCCGGGAUGACAAAGUGGCCACCAUCAUCAUCGACGCCAACGCCUCCAUCUCCUACCACAUCCUCCGGAAGGCGAACGAGCUGGGGAUGAUGUCAGCCUUCUAUAAGUACAUCCUCACCACCAUGGACUUCCCUCUGCUGCGUUUGGACGACGUGGUGGGCGAUCAGUCCAACAUUUUGGGCUUCUCCAUGCUGAACGCCAGUCAUCCCUUCUACCUGGAGUUCAUCCGGAGCCUCAACCUGUCCUGGAGAGAAGGCUGCAAUAUCACCCCGUACCCAGGACCGGCGCUGUCGUCGGCCCUGAUGUUCGAUGCGGUCCACGUGGUGGUGAGCGCAGUGCGCGAGCUGAACCGCAGUCAGGAGAUCGGGGUGAAGCCACUGAGCUGCACGUCGCCGCUCAUCUGGCAGCACGGAACCAGCCUCAUGAACUACCUGCGCAUGGUGGAGUACGACGGUCUGACGGGUCACAUUGAGUUCAACAGCAAAGGCCAGCGGACCAAUUACACGCUGAAGAUCCUGGAGAAACACCCCAGGGGCCAUAAAGAGAUCGGCACCUGGUACUCCAACAACACGUUGGCCAUGAACUCCACUUCCCUGGACCUCAACGCGUCAGAGACGCUGGCUAACAAGACGCUCAUCGUCACCACCAUACUGGAAAACCCGUACGUGAUGCACAAGGCCAACCACCAGGACUACCAGGGCAACGACCAGUACAAGGGUUUCUGUGUGGACAUGCUGCGGGAGCUGGCAGACAUCUUGAAGUUCUCCUUCAAGAUCAAGCUGGUGGACGACGGGCUGUACGGAGCGCCGGAGCCCAACGGCAGCUGGACCGGCAUGGUGGGAGAGCUGAUCAACCGGAAAGCAGACCUGGCGGUCGCCGGCUUCACCAUCACCUCGGAGAGAGAGAAGGUGAUUGAUUUCUCCAAACCCUUCAUGACUCUGGGGAUCAGCAUCCUGUACCGGGUUCAUCUGGGCCGUAAACCCGGUUACUUCUCCUUCCUGGAUCCCUUCUCUCCGGCUGUCUGGCUCUUCAUGCUGUUGGCCUACCUCGCCGUCAGCUGCGUCCUCUUCCUCGCCGCCAGGCUCAGCCCCUAUGAAUGGUACAACCCUCACCCGUGCCUUCGGGAGCGGCCGGACGUCCUGGUGAACCAGUACACCCUGGGGAACAGCCUGUGGUUCCCGGUUGGCGGCUUCAUGCAGCAGGGCUCCGAGAUCAUGCCCCGGGCUCUGUCCACCCGCUGCGUCAGCGGAGUCUGGUGGGCGUUCACCCUCAUCAUCAUCUCGUCCUACACGGCCAACCUGGCGGCGUUUCUGACCGUCCAGAGGAUGGAGGUUCCCAUCGAGUCCCCGGAUGACCUGGCAGACCAAACCAACAUCCAGUACGGCACCAUCCACGGAGGAUCCACCAUGACCUUCUUCAUGAACUCGCGGUACCAGACGUACCAGCGGAUGUGGAACUACAUGAACUCCAAGCAGCCCAGCGUCUUCGUGAAGAGCACCGAGGAAGGCAUUGCACGCGUCCUCAACUCCAAGUACGCCUUCCUGAUGGAGAGCACCAUGAACGAGUACUACCGCAGCCUCAACUGCAACCUCACGCAGAUCGGAGGCCUGCUGGACACCAAAGGAUACGGCAUCGGCAUGCCUCUGGGCUCUCCGUACAGAGAUGAGAUCACUCUCGGGAUCUUACAGCUGCAGGAGAGCAACCGGCUGGAGAUCCUGAAGAGACGCUGGUGGGAGGGGGGACAGUGUCCCAAAGAGGAGGACCACCGGGCUAAAGGUCUGGGCAUGGAGAACAUCGGCGGGAUCUUUGUGGUCCUGAUCUGCGGCCUCAUCAUCGCCGUCUUUGUGGCCAUCAUGGAGUUUCUGUGGUCGACGCGCCGCAGCGCCGAGACGGACGAGGUAAAACAUCAUCAUCAUCCUCCUACUCCUCUUCCUCUCUCGUGCUCCUCCUCCUGCCCCGCCCCCGGCCUCAACCGCAGCUCUAACACCUCAACUAGGGAGAACCAGAACCUGGACUGAGCGGGGCAGACAGUCCCAACCUGUUGCAGUAAAGUGAGAAGAUUUCUGACCUGGCAGCUGCAGAUCUUCAUGACACAAGGCGGUGGAAACACUCCUGCGUUU